AUGACUCAUGAUAUGAUGACUAUAGCGUGCCUUCCGCAGGAGACUAUUGACCAGAUCGCCGUGUUUGUUGGGCAUGAACGUGGAUCAAGUGCAGUACUCAAAAGCCUACGGCUGGUUAGCAGGCCAUUUUAUUACAGUGCAUCGCGUGUUCUCUUUCAGGAAUUCUACAUAACACGGGAAUAUGCGGGUUUCAAGGAGUCCGAUAGGCGAGAUGAUAUCAGGGCAUUCCUAGAGCUAUUCCGGUCUGGAACCAGUCGCUUCAUACGGGUCAUGCGAGUUUCUGGUCCCAAUCACCUGGCAUCAUCUGGACUGACUGAGGAGGAAGAAGAGGAAGAACAGGCAGACACUAUUGCGAACGCUCUUCAGGGCAAUACGCGACCAAAGCUCAAAGCACUGGAUCUUUGUAACAUCAGCGAUUCAAUGCUGCACGAAUUCUGCCAGCCUGCAAUGGCCCCUAUUAUCGCUGGUCUCCGGUAUCUCAAGAUUAUCGGAUGUCGAGGUCGCUCAAACGGUGUGGAGAUACAAACCAUCUUGCAAUACUGUGAGAGUGUGCGAGCAGUAGAGUGGAUCAACUGCGAAACCUUCUUCGAUCGGCCUACUGGUAUCAUUCACCCCAAAACCCCGUUGGAGCGCAUCAGACUUAACGGUAUGUCUGGAAACAUAGUCGCCUCUCCACUGUCCCUGCUAGCCACUGUCUGCAAUGCUCGGAAUACAAUACGAUACCUGAGUGUUUACCCUAUGAAGUGGCAAUCCGCUGCGUUAGAAGAGCAGGUCGAUGAGUUGGUGGGAGAGCUUACAUCUUGUCCCUUCCUCUAUCAUCCUAAUAUGGGCUCGUUCCCCGAGUCUCUUGCCAGACGCUAUGGCUGCAAGUCCAUUUCACAAGUCUUAAAAUCUCAUACUAAAAGGGUGAUACAUAUACUGGCAGUGCACAAUGGCUUCAAUACCAGCCCUGCCAACUCAAGUAGGCUCACCCAUCUAGAGGCAGCAUUAGGAGGCUGA
Messenger RNA from Aspergillus caelatus, 999 nucleotides. RefSeq lists its product as uncharacterized. The coding region runs from base 1 to 999 and encodes 332 amino acids. The record is from RefSeq and is a predicted model, not a curated record. Lineage: Eukaryota; Fungi; Ascomycota; Eurotiomycetes; Eurotiales; Aspergillaceae. The transcript has 2 exons.